AUGGGUUCCCUAGCAUUCCCCGAGCUUCCUAUCAUAGAUUUUUCCAAGGAAAAUUUGAAGCCUGGAACAAAUUCAUGGCUCUCCACAUGCAAAGAUGUCAUGCAUGCACUUGAGGAAUAUGGCUGCUUUGUGGCAGUAUAUGACAAAGUUCCUCUCAAGCUGCAUAAUGAUCUCUUUAGUACAUUAGAGGAUUUGUUCGAUCUUCCCCUAGAAAUCAAGAGGAAAAAUGUUUCUGACUUACCUUACUGUGGCUAUGUUGGCAAUCAACCUUUUGUCCCAUCUCUCUAUGAAGGCAUGGGCAUUACUAAUGCCACAACCCUUGAAGGAACUGAAGAUUUUUCACAUACUAUGUGGCCUGGUGGAAAUGAUCAUUUUUGUAAAACUGCGUUGUUAUACUCCAAGUUAGUAUCAGAACUAGAGCAAAUGGUAGUGAGAAUGGUGUUUGAGAGCUAUGGAGUAGAUCAGCAUCAUGAUUCUCACAAAGAAUCGACUACUUAUUUUUUUCGGAUGAUGAAAUAUAGAGGACCUGAGAAAAAUGAAUCUGAUGUUGGCUGUAACAUCCAUACAGACAAAGGCUUUAUAACUGUGCUUCACCAAAAUCAAGUUAGUGGGUUGGAGGUGAAAUCAAAGGAUGGUCAAUGGAUGGCCUAUAAGCCCUCACCUUCAUCCUUCGUAGUAAUGGCAGGAGAAGCUUUCUUGGGAUGGAGUAAUGAGAGAAUACCGGCUGCAUUCCAUCGGGUGGUCAUGAGCGGAAGCGAACCAAGAUACUCUGUUGGGUUAUUUUCUUUCGUUAAAGGUAUAAUCAAAGUUCCUGAAGAGCUAAUUGAUGAAGAGAAUCCACUGCGCUUCAAGCCUUUCGAAAGUUUUGGAUUAUUGCGUUACUUCUUCACGGAAGAGGGUAGGGGAAAAGAGUCUACCAUAAAAGCCUACUGUGGUGUUUAA
Messenger RNA from Dovyalis caffra, 942 nucleotides. NCBI's taxonomy places the organism in Eukaryota, Viridiplantae, Streptophyta, Magnoliopsida, Malpighiales, Salicaceae. The record is from the annotation of a GenBank genome assembly.